Molecule: messenger RNA, 2290 nt
Organism: Neltuma alba
Lineage: Eukaryota; Viridiplantae; Streptophyta; Magnoliopsida; Fabales; Fabaceae
Product: protein DETOXIFICATION 45, chloroplastic
Exons: 16
Coding region: 316-1677 (453 amino acids)
Biological process (GO): transmembrane transport
Cellular component (GO): chloroplast; membrane
Molecular function (GO): antiporter activity; xenobiotic transmembrane transporter activity
Source: RefSeq, a predicted model, not a curated record
GGUUUAGGCUGUGACUUUGUCGCGAAAAGCGAUGGGAGGCCUUUACUGAACAUUGAGGGCGUGGUGGGAGGUUGCCGAUUCUCUGCCAAGAAUACAUCCUUGUGCUCCCCUUUGAUAACACAUCGCAGGAGACCGCGUUUUCCAGUGGUUGGCAAUCAGUCGAAUUCUGAUUUUGGUCUAGUUUCUGCUGAUGUUAACGACUCCUUGGCUUCAGAACGGGAGCAUCCUCUGACAAAUUCUGAUGAAGGGACUGUUCAGUUACCAGCAUCUCCUGUCAACCAACCACAUUACACCAGUGUCAAAAGUGAGCUUCUGAUGCUGUCUUUGCCUGCUCUCGCUGGUCAGGCAAUUGAUCCUCUGGCACAGUUGAUGGAGACAGCAUAUAUUGGUCGACUGGGCACUGUGGAGUUGGCUUCUGCUGGUGUUUCCAUAUCCAUAUUCAAUGUCGUAUCAAAGUUAUUUAAUAUUCCUCUUCUUAGUGUUGCGACUUCCUUUGUGGCUGAGGACAUAGCUAAAAAUGCUGAUCAAGAUUCUGUUUCAGGGCAUGUUGUUGUUGAAAGUAGUGAGAAUGGCAAACCAUUAGCAGUAAUUCCCCAAAGAAAGCAACUAUCCUCCGUGUCCACUGCUUUGUUAUUAGCUUUGUGGAUUGGCAUUUUUGAGGCUUUAGCUUUGUUUAUGGGAUCUGGAGCAUUUCUGCAUUUAAUGGGCAUAUCAAAAGAAAAUCCUACACUCAUUCCAGCGCAGCAGUUUCUCUCAUUAAGAGCACUUGGUGCUCCAGCAGUUGUACUUUCUUUGGCUCUUCAAGGCAUAUUCCGUGGUUUUAAGGAUACAAGGACUCCUGUUAUAUGCCUGGGCAUUGGGAAUCUUUCAGCUGUCAUUUUAUUUCCCUUACUUAUUCAUUACUUUAAGUUGGGUGUGACUGGCGCAGCCAUUUCUACUGUCCUCUCUCAAUAUAUUGUGACCCUAUUGAUGAUCUGGUGUCUGAAUAAGCGAGCUGUAUUAUUACCUCCAAAGAUGGGAGCACUACAGUUUGGUGGUUAUAUUAAGUCUGGUGGCUUCCUUAUUGGAAGAACACUUUCUGUUCUUAUAACCAUAACAUUGGGAACAUCAAUGGCUGCUCGUCAAGGUCCAGUAGCUAUGGCUGCACAUCAGAUAUGUAUGCAAGUGUGGUUGGCUGUUUCCCUUCUCACUGAUGCUCUGGCUACAUCUGCUCAGGCUCUUAUUGCAAGUUCUGUAUCCAGACGUGACUACAAGGUUGUGAAGGAAAUUGCUCAUUUUGUGUUACGAAUUGGACUGCUCACAGGUAUCUGUUUGAGUGCAAUUUUGGGUGCAUCUUUUGGACCCUUAGCUACCUUUUUUACUAAGGACCCUGAAGUCUUGGAUGUUGUUGGUAUGGGAGUGCUGUUUGUCAGUGCUUCUCAACCUUUUAAUGCUCUGGCAUAUAUCUUUGAUGGCCUUCAUUUUGGGGUCUCUGAUUUCCCAUAUGCAGCUUAUUCCAUGAUGUUAGUGGGAGCAGUGUCCUCAGCAGUUUUGUUAUUUGCACCUUCAGUCAUUGGCCUUCAUGGGGUAUGGCUGGGCUUGACUCUCCUAAUGGCCCUUCGUACAGUGGCUGGUUUUGUCAGAUUACUGUCAAAAUCUGGUCCUUGGUGGUUUCUACACGAUUUACGAAUUGCCUAGGGUCAUGGUACGGAACACAUGAUUGGCAUCAACUGAGUCACUGGGGUUCAUCAUAUGGUCCCAUACUUUGUCAUUUUUGCUUCCACUGAUUAACCUGAAGUUCUUCACAAUCAUCUUGUUCAUUCUAAUCUGUCCAAGCUUUAAAAGAUGUGAAUGGUGUUGCGGAAUGUAAAUUUGGCCCCUGAUAGAGAUUGCCUGUUCUGUGUUAUCUCAUCAGCUGCAUGCCUUCUGUUUCAACAUUAGAGCAUUUGAACCUGUGAAGCAGUUGCCUUUUCCUCGUUCCGUAUUCUGAAGGAGAAAGCUGAUGGAGCGCUGGAAUUGACACUUGAAGAUGGUUGUAUUCAUCAGAUGCUUCAUUUUUUUUUUUGGCCAAAAAAAAAUCGGAUGCUUGAUUUUUAUGUUAAAUCAAUCAAGUUGGCCGUUUGACUUCCCGCUCUCAUAUUGCAUAAAUAAAUUGGGACCCUUACAAACACUUUCAGUUUUCGAUUUUUAAUUCUUGGACAAACAUCAGAAGGCCUUUAAGCUAACAUUUACAGGCUCAUGUAUUGAAAUUAGUCAGUUGCGGUAGAAAUGAGAAGUCAGAUCAGAGCUAAAUAUUUGCUUGGUUUAGCCA